This is a messenger RNA of Trypanosoma cruzi, 453 nucleotides long. RefSeq lists its product as uncharacterized. The transcript has a single exon. NCBI's taxonomy places the organism in Eukaryota, Euglenozoa, Kinetoplastea, Trypanosomatida, Trypanosomatidae. The record is from RefSeq and is a predicted model, not a curated record. The annotation marks the transcript as partial.
AUGUCGCCACCGUACACCUCAAUUACCGCUAAACGUCCUACAUGCUUAGGAUGGGCCGAUGGUGCGGCAGUCCCGUCUCUCGCGGGUACAAAUUUGUUUGUUUUUUUCUUAAGUUAUUCCCGUUUCCUUCUUUGCAGUCUUAUUUACGUAUAUGUCUGCGUGUUAACUUGUUGUUGUUGUUGUUAUGGCUUUUUCUCAGUGAAAGCGAAGGAACGAGAAGCAAUAGCACACAGAGAAAAUAUAUAUAUAUAUAUAUAUACAAGAAACAAAAGGUCCAUCGAUAAAAAUAUAAGGAGAAAAAAAAAGGAAGCUUUAAAAAAGAUGGCUAUUUCGGAAAAGAAGUGUCUUUUUAUUCGUGUGGCAUUGUAUUUGCUCUUCAUUGCGGCAUACGCGGCGGGUGUUGUUGUAUUUAUAAUAAGAUUCAGUAAUUAUUGGGCGGCGGCUGGCUUUUUU